Molecule: messenger RNA, 1409 nt
Organism: Moneuplotes crassus
Lineage: Eukaryota; Ciliophora; Spirotrichea; Euplotida; Euplotidae
Source: the annotation of a GenBank genome assembly
UUAAAAUGCCAACUUGUGGAAAUUACAAGCUAAAGAGAAAGCUAGGUGAAGGAGGAUUCGGAUCAGUCUACCUUGCCAAACAUAUUGAAACUUCUAAGAAAGUAGCCUUGAAGAUCAUCAAGCCAGAGAUGAUGGAGCAUGUCAACAUGGAUGAUAUUGAGAAAGAAGUAGAGAUCCUCAAGCAGAUCGAACAUCCAUAUAUCACUAAAUUGGUUGAAGCAGGCAAUUGCCAACUCUCUUCCAGAGGAAGAUCUAAUGAAGUCUACUGCAUAGCACUUGAGGUUGCUUCUGGUGGUGAAUUAUUUGACUUCAUUUCAAUGACUGGGGCCUUCUCAGAGGAUGUAGCUAGGUACUUCUUCCAUCAAUUCCUUGAUGCUCUUGAGUAUUUGCACGAGAAAGGAAUCAGUCACAGAGAUUUAAAGACUGAAAAUAUCCUUCUUGACAAGAACUUUAACCUAAAAAUUGCUGAUUUUGGAUAUGCUUCUGAGAAGGGAUCUAACCAGACCCAAGUCGGAACUCCGGAUUAUAUGGCUCCUGAAAUCCUGCAAGGAGAGAAAUACAGCGGACAGAUUGCAGAUAUUUUUGGAGCUGGGUUAAUCCUUUUCAUGAUGCAUGCUCAAAGCAAAGCCUUCCUCAAAGCUGAACAAAGCGACCCAUACUAUAAAAAUAUUGCUUCUAACAGACCAGAUAAAUUCUGGAAGGAGCAUGUCAAGAGCAAGGGUGAUGAACACUAUUUCUCUGAAGAAUUCAAGGACCUUAUUACUGGUCUCUUCGCUUACAACCCUUUCCACAGAUUAACCAUCUCUGAGGUAAGAAGUCACGCAUGGUUCAAUGGAUAUUUGCCAACUUCUGAUGAAAUAAAAGAGGAAUUCCGCAGAAGAAAAGUUGACCUUGAAGACGAACUCAAGAGACAAAAAGAUGAAGAUCCAACCCAGGCUGAGUUUGACACCGCACUUCUCGAAGGCAACUCUGUUCAUAGAGGAAUUGGAGAUAGUGACGAAGAAACCAAGGAAAUUUGUGAAAGAGAAGAGCAGGAGUAUGAUGAAGACUUCGAAAAUUAUCACAAAUUCUUCUCGACUUCCUCUGUUGAAGAUCUCUGGACCAACCUCUGAGCUUAUGUUACUGGAAUUACUUCCGAGUACAAAUUCUCAGCCGAUGAAUACAGUAUCUCUGCUAAAGUUAUCAAAGAAGAGACGGAAGGAGAAGAGGACGCAAAGAAGGACUCAGAACCAAUUGAAUUCCUUGUCAAUAUUUUAAAGGUACCAGACCAAGAAAAGCAUUGCAUUGACGCAAUUGUUAUGAAGGGAAACAAAUUCAACUUCACUGAACAAUUCAGGGACCUCAAACAAUUCUUUGGAGGUCACGCUAAUGCUAUAAGUACUUAAAAGUUAAUCUCAAAAUUUAUCAAA